Messenger RNA from Micromonas pusilla CCMP1545, 1600 nucleotides. RefSeq names its product major facilitator superfamily. Gene Ontology annotation, molecular function: transmembrane transporter activity. Lineage: Eukaryota; Viridiplantae; Chlorophyta; Mamiellophyceae; Mamiellales; Mamiellaceae. The record is from RefSeq and is a predicted model, not a curated record. Bases 103 to 1545 code for a protein of 480 amino acids. The transcript has 5 exons. Gene Ontology annotation, biological process: transmembrane transport.
CGGGGGCCGGGGGUCGACCGCAUCACGCCGUCGCUCCCUCCCCCCCCCCCCACCCCGCGCGCGCGACGCGUCCGUCCCGACGACCGACGACCGACGACGACGAUGCCACCGUCGCCGCGUCUCCCGCCCCUGGAGGCGAGAGGCCGCAAGUCGCCGUUCUUCUUCUUCGUGCUCAGCCUCCUGAACAUCGUCGACGCGUUCGGGCUGAACGUCGUGUGGCCGAUGCUGCCGUUCAUGGUGGAAUCCUACGGCGUCGCGUCCUCCGAGAAAGACCUCGGCGCGUGGGUCGGAUUCGCGGGCGCGGCGACGAGCGUCGGGCAGCUCCUGUCGUCGUACCCGUGGGGCGUGGCCGCGGAUCGAUUCGGCCGACGGCCGGUGAUGCUCCUCGGGAUGUUUCUGAGCACCUUCUCCGUGCUCGUCUUCGGCACCGCCGGGAGUUACGCGCAGUGCGUCAGCGGGCGGUUCCUGACCGGGCUGUUGAACGGCAACGCCGGGGUGGUGAAGACGUACAUCGGGGAGACGACGGAUAAAACGCAGCAAGCGCGGGCGUUUUCGAUAUUCGCGAUGGCGUUCGGCGUCGCGUCGUGCGUCGCGCCCGCCGUGGGCGGGUUUCUGCAGAGACCCGCGGAGCGUUGGCCGGAUACGUUCGAGGGCACCGUCUUCGAGCGGUAUCCGUUCUUGCUGCCGAUGCUGUUCGCGGGGAUGUUAACGCUCACUGGCGGGGUGUUAGGGUUUCUGUAUGUCCCGGAGAGCGCGUCGCAGUGGCGGCGGAUGGAAGCGAAGGCGAGCGGAGGCGACGCGGCGUACUACGCGAGGGUCGGCGACGACAACGACGACGACGACGACGACGAGGGCUUGUCCACGAGAGGAUGGAACGCGCACACGGUCGAAGCGAUCGCGUCGUACGCCGCGCUCGCCGCGAUCGCGAUCGGGUACGACGAGAUCUUCCCGGUCUACGCCAAGACGUCGACGUCGUUGGGCGGACUCGAGCUGAGCGCGGGUGAAAUCGGCGCCGUCCUCGUGUUCGGCGGCGUGACGCUCGUGACGUUUCAACUCUUCCUGUUCCCGAGGGUUCUGAAAGCGCUCGGCGUGACCGGCGGGCUGCGGUUCGGCGCGGUCGCGUUCGCGUGCGUCGCGCUCAUCGCGCCGACGGCGGCGAUGGUGGACGAGGACGACGUCGUCGCGCGUUGGGUCGUGCUGUUGCUCUCGCAGGCGUUGAAAAUUUGCACGCUCGCGCUUCUCUUCACGACGAUCAUCAUGGCGGUGAACAACUCGUGCGUGAACGCGUUCAAAGCGCGCGUGAACGGCGUCGCGACGUCCGUCGCCGCGCUCGGGAGGAUCAUCGCGCCGGUGGCGUGCGGCGUCGUGUACAGCUGGUCGUUGCGGAUGGGCGAGAGAGGGCAGCAGUACGUGGUGUUCGGGUUCGUCGCGGCGUGCGCGGCGGGGUUACGCGCGCUGGUGGGGCGGCUGCCGAGGGCGCUGGACGACGCGCCGAGGGAGGUUGACGACGCGGAGGAGGAGGAGGAUGAGGAGGGCGAUGAGUGAGCGCGAUUAGGAAUACCCUUAGUUUUUAGCACGUCGUAGCGGGUGAAUGCCGUUU